Cyprinus carpio (common carp) is the source of this 513-nucleotide messenger RNA. Its product is annotated as ATP-dependent RNA helicase DHX30-like. The transcript is spliced from 2 exons. The record is from RefSeq and is a predicted model, not a curated record. The coding region runs from base 253 to 513 and encodes 86 amino acids. Lineage: Eukaryota; Metazoa; Chordata; Actinopteri; Cypriniformes; Cyprinidae.
CCGCAUUCAUUAAUGCUUCAAAUCUGUUCUCAAGAUGUAUAGGGGGUGGUAGAAUACCAGUAUUCACAAGCCUUGUCAUAGUCGAAUCUGGGGUAGAGGAUGCUACAGCAGAAAUACAAGAAACUCGUGACAAUCUGAUGUGUCGUGUUCCAUUGGGUCUCGCUCCUUGUCCUUGUUUCGGCUUGAUACAAAUAUAUUGAUAUAAAUUCACGUUCUUCACGUGAUUGCUUGCUCUGGUCUCAAACAGGCCUGAUGCAGCAGUUCAGUGAGAAUCUGUGUGAAGCUGGACUUCUGGAGGGUUCUGCUGAAGGUCUGCGUCUGUCGUCUCGUCUGAAUCUACACAGUCAUCAGGAGCAGCUGGUCAAAGCCGUGCUGAUUGCCGGACUCUACCCUCACCUCAUACAGGUGAAAAGAGGCACAGUGACCAAAAGUGGAAGAUUUUGUCCUGAGAAUCUGUCGUAUCGUACAGAAAGCGGCCCUGUGCUUCUGCACCGCUCCUCUGUUAACCGGUAA